This is a messenger RNA of Capsella rubella, 829 nucleotides long. RefSeq lists its product as uncharacterized. Bases 93 to 515 code for a protein of 140 amino acids. Lineage: Eukaryota; Viridiplantae; Streptophyta; Magnoliopsida; Brassicales; Brassicaceae. The record is from RefSeq and is a predicted model, not a curated record. The transcript is spliced from 3 exons.
GUCGUCUUUGUGUUUAUCGCCUCAACUCAAAACAGAUCUAAUCGCUCAAAGUCGUCUCUCUUCUCCCAAAAUCAAAACGGUUGUUAUAAAAAAUGGCUGAGGCAGCGCCUGCUUUGAGGAAGCCUGUGUUCACUAAGGUUAAUGAGCUGAGACCAGGAACCAACGGUCACUCACUCAACGUCAAAGUUGUCAGCACAAAGAUGGUGAUGCCGAAAGGAGGAGGAGGUCGUCCCAGUGGUCCUCAGGCUCGUCAGAUGCGUAUUGCAGAAUGUUUAGUUGGAGAUGAGACUGGAAUCAUAAUCUUUACUGCAAGAAACGACCAAGUGGAUUUGAUGAAAGAGGGCAGUGUAGUGACUCUGCGCAAUGCAAAGAUCGACAUGUACAAGGGGUCUAUGAGGCUUGCCGUUGAUAGAUGGGGACGUGUUGAAGUUGCAGAAGAGCCUACAGACAUCACCGUGAAGGAUGAUAACAACCUUUCGCUGAUUGAGUAUGAGCUUGUGACCGUCGAAACUUGAUGUGGUUCCUCCACAAAAGAAAGCAGAGCGACUCAAAACAAACACACACACAAAAAAAAAAAAAAGACUUAUAUUGCAAAAGCCUCUAUGGUUUGAGUUUUGCAGGUGGGUUUGAGUAUCCUGCUUGCCUCUCUGAUCUGCUGUUCUUGUUUUGAAAAUCAGGUUGCCCUCUUUUUGUAGAUUGAUUCUCUAUUUACAUAUCAUGGGAUCUUUCUCUUGUUUUAGUUUUCGUAUUUUACUUGGAAAAUUUUAUAAAAGGAUACUAUUACGCAGAGAGAUGUGUUGGUCCUGUGAGUUUUAUGUUAUUAUACCAA